Phragmites australis (common reed) is the source of this 2057-nucleotide messenger RNA. RefSeq names its product probable glucuronosyltransferase Os04g0650300. Gene Ontology annotation, biological process: glucuronoxylan biosynthetic process; plant-type secondary cell wall biogenesis. The record is from RefSeq and is a predicted model, not a curated record. Lineage: Eukaryota; Viridiplantae; Streptophyta; Magnoliopsida; Poales; Poaceae. Gene Ontology annotation, cellular component: Golgi membrane. Gene Ontology annotation, molecular function: galactosylgalactosylxylosylprotein 3-beta-glucuronosyltransferase activity; xylosyltransferase activity. The transcript is spliced from 3 exons. The coding region runs from base 363 to 1694 and encodes 443 amino acids.
UCGCUUCGCUUCUCUCGUCCCCUGCGACGCGGUGCGCUGCCAAUUGCCAAAUUCUGGGGGAUCCACACCUCACCAUCCGCCACCAGCCGCUGCCUGCCCCUGCCCCUGCCGCUGCCGCUGCCGCUGCCGCGCGCCUGCAUUGCCUGCCUGGUUAGUAGUACUACUAGUAGCAGUAGUAUUCGCGACGAGUGAACAGAGCCGCGCUUAUAUUACCCACCGCCGACUGCUGCUGGUGCCCGGAGCUUAGCGCGUAAGCUGUGAGAGCAUCGGAGGCGAACGCGCCUUGCGGGGAGCGGCGGGGUGAGGGGGAGACAGGGGGCUCGCGGGGCGGGAGCGAGAUCUUGUUGCGUGCGUCAGGCGGCAUGAAGCCCCCGCUGUGGCCGGGGCUAGCGCCCGCGGCGGGGUCUCCCGACGCCGCGCCCGAGCCGGCCAAGCCCUCGCUGCCCGCCGCGUGGCUUCUGCUGCACGCGCUCUUCUGCGCCACCUCCAUGGCCGUCGGAUUCCGCUUCUCCCGUCUCAUCGUCUACCUCCUCUUCCUCCCGACCCCGCCCAUCAACCCCGCCGCGCAUCUCGUCUCCCUCGUUUCCCCGCCCGUCAUGCUCGCCGGCAGUAACGCCACCGCGACGAUCACCACCACCACCACCACAACCACCACCACCGUCACCACCACCACCACCGUGGCCGCUGAGAUCGGGACCCACGCGCACGUCCACCACGGCCCGGUGUUCGUGGGGCGGCAUUCGAUCCGCGUCCGCCCAUGGCCCCACCCGGACCCCAACGAGCUCCUCAAGGCCCACCGCAUCCUCGCCGCCGUCCAGAACGCACAGCGCAGCAGCAGGCACCGCGGCGCCGGGCCGGCGAGACCCGUCAUUGCCGUCACCCCGACCACCACCUCGGCGCUCCAGGUCCCCUCCCUGACCUCCCUGGCGCACACGCUCCGCCUCGUCGACGCCCAGCUCAUUUGGAUCGUCGUCGAACCUGGCCACCGCACCGACGCCGUCGCCGCCGUGCUCUCCCGCUCCAACCUCGACUUCCUCCACAUCACCGGCCCCGGUGACUCCACCGCGCAACUGCGAAUGCACGCCCUCAGGGAGAUUCGGAACAAGCGAAUGGACGGCGUCGUGGUGUUCGCCGACGAGAACAGCAUCCUCCGGACGGAGCUGUUCGACGAGGCGCAGAAGGUGAAUUCCGUGGGCGCGGUGCCCGUCGGCAUCCUGGGCGUGGACGACGGGACCAGCGAGUCGUUCCUCCAAGCGCCGUCGUGCGACGCGGCGGGGAAGCUGGUGGGCUACCACGUGUCGGAGGAGACCGUGCUGCCGGCGAACCGGAGCGACAUGCUGCUGUCGAGCAGGCUGGAGUGGGCCGGGUUCGUGCUGAACGCGCGGGCGCUAUGGGAGGGCGCCAUGGAGCGGCCCGAGUGGGUACGCGAUCUCGACGCCAUCGACGACGCCGACGAGCGCGUCACCAGCCCGCUCUCGCUGGUCACCAACGCCGGCCGCGUCGAGCCACUCGCCAGCUGUGCACAGUCGGCGCUCGUGUGGUCGCUCCGGUCGGACAGUCUACACGAGGUCAAAUUCCCACACGAGUGGAAAAUCGAUCCUCCUCUGCUGAAUACUGGUGCACGGCAACAAACUGUUCAACCAGAAACAUCACUGAAGCGAACUACUCUAGCAAGCACUGAACAUCAGCACUAGAGGUCAUUUUUUUCUGUGGACAAUAGAAAUCUCCCAAGGUUUGUCAAACGUCUCAACUGAUGCGUCUAUGCCUCGUCGAGUAGUCAGUGGCAAGCGCUGUCAAGCAACAUAAGCCAGCUCAGCUCAGCCCAGCUCAUUUCUUUGGACCCUUCUUUGUCUAAACCACUUUGUAUCGCCGUGUACAAUAGCUAAAAGUUUAAUUAUCUGUACCGCCCAUCACUUCUCAGUAGAUAGUAUUUUAGGCAUAUUGUUUUCGUGUAAAAUAGAUCAGAGCAGAGAGUUGCAAAAUUGAUGUGGUCUGGGAGUUAAAAACAUUGGUUGUACACCUGGAUGAAAAUAAUAACUACCCAGUUUUCACUUUUU